Trichoderma aggressivum f. europaeum is the source of this 471-nucleotide messenger RNA. RefSeq lists its product as uncharacterized. NCBI's taxonomy places the organism in Eukaryota, Fungi, Ascomycota, Sordariomycetes, Hypocreales, Hypocreaceae. The coding region runs from base 1 to 471 and encodes 156 amino acids. The record is from RefSeq and is a predicted model, not a curated record. Gene Ontology annotation, molecular function: manganese ion binding. The transcript is spliced from 2 exons.
AUGCUCAUGACUCUCGAUGCUCGCCUUCUAUCAUUUACAAACCAUCUCAACUUCAUCUUUCAAGACCAAAUCAAGUCAUCCGCGGCACUCGAAACCAUGUCAACAGCAGAAUCCAUCCCAAAAGUCCUCAACUCAUUUACUGAGAAGUGGUCCCCACGCCUUGUCGCAGCAAUCAACGACCACCACGUCAAAGUUGCCAAAAUAGAUGGCGAGUUCAUCUGGCACUCACAUCCAAAUUCCGACGAACUCUUUUAUCUCCUGGCUGGCAAGUUGACCAUCGAGCUCGAAGGCCUGGACGAUGUUAUGAUGCAGGUUGGCGACAUGUUUGUCGUCCCAAAGGGCAUCAGACAUCGUCCUGUUGCGGAAGAGGCAACCAUCAUGAUGAUGGAACAUGAAUCUACAAUUAAUACUGGGGACGAAAGCAGUUCGGAAAGAACGGUUCAAGUCAAGGAUGCUCGUGGGCAGUCUUGA